GUCAUCUUAAUAAUAAUUCUGUUUAUAUUGACGAUUGUACCUUUAUGUUUCGAAUUCGAUUCACAUUCGAUUGCCAAGAAUACUCUUGAUGAAGCCUGGUUAAAAGAAAUAAAUGGUUCCGAUGGGAUGUCCUUGUUCCAGAAAAAAUUUCAUUGCUGCGGCAUUAUGGGACCUCAAGACUAUCCAACUCAUAAUUUGAAUUUUUCUAAAAGCUGCUACCCCAAAAAUUCAAAAAAUGUGUUCAAAGAGGGCUGUCUAGGUUUUUUGGAGGCUUUUUGUGAGCAAUUAAGGGCUCUCAACUGGACGCAGAUGGUUAUUGAGAUUUUUGACUUUGUUUGUGCUAACGCCCUGGCAGUGAAGUUUCACUUUUUUGGCUCCUAUGAAGAAUUGUAUUAGUCUAUAAUUCAAGAGUCUACUAUUCAAGAAUUUAGAUAUUUUAGAAAAGUAACAAGUAAAAAAUGUUCUUUAGUUUUUAAUUUAUAUAUUUUUAUUCAAUUUAAAAUGAGUCCAAAAUAAAGAUAAAAAUACAAUAUAAAAAAU
This is a messenger RNA of Drosophila ananassae, 540 nucleotides long. RefSeq names its product 23 kDa integral membrane protein. The transcript has 3 exons. NCBI's taxonomy places the organism in Eukaryota, Metazoa, Arthropoda, Insecta, Diptera, Drosophilidae. Gene Ontology annotation, cellular component: membrane. Bases 127 to 396 code for a protein of 89 amino acids. The record is from RefSeq and is a predicted model, not a curated record.